Mya arenaria is the source of this 751-nucleotide messenger RNA. RefSeq lists its product as uncharacterized. The transcript has 3 exons. The coding region runs from base 38 to 751 and encodes 237 amino acids. The record is from RefSeq and is a predicted model, not a curated record. Lineage: Eukaryota; Metazoa; Mollusca; Bivalvia; Myida; Myidae.
CGCUAGGUCUGAUGUAUGAACGAUUGAAAGGCGAAAUAUGGAUACACUUUCAGUUCUUUUUGGAUUUGCUUUUUGUACAGCAUACGGACUUGAAUUGACGACUGAUGAAAGCAAUUUGAUAGAAAACUCAACGGUGGGCGUGAAUUGCACAACAGACACAACACCAGAUAGUGCUUUACUGAUUAACACGCCUGGAAUCAUACCGUAUGCAAUCAUUGAUUAUGGUUCAGGGGAAUGUAUUGUCACGAUAUUUGAAACCUCAAUACUAUCAUAUUGUAACUGUGUCAGUAACAAAAUAUUUGCCUGUGUAAGCAAACGAUUAAAUCGAACGAUAAACGGUGAUCUUAUGCAAUGCAAGGUGUUGGGUGGAACCGCCAGCAAUUCUAUUCGAAUCCACAUAAAAGUGCCAGUUCAAUAUGCAAGCAUACCACGAGAUAUUCCCGACAAAUUAACAGUUGAUGAAAACAAGCUAGCGUCUCUUGUUUGUCAAGCAAAUGGUAUUCCCGCACCAAUCAUCACUUGGUUUUGGGAUAACUCCAUCCUUUCUACAUCAAUUGACGAUGUGCAGAUUGUUUAUAAUAUAAGUCAAGCCAUUAAGGGCGAAUCUGACAAGACGUUCACUGUAACGAGCAAUUUGAUUCUCAGAGUAAACAGGUCCCACAACAGAAAGGUGAUUUAUUGCCGAGCCAGAAAUUUUAACUCAGAACUUAAAACCAGUAGGAGGAUUCAACUAAAUGUAAGAUGUAAGUAA